GGACACGUGGCUCGAGCAGAGAGACGCCCGGAGCAGGAAGAGCGAGGCGGAAUCCGGACCCCGAGGUCGUGACGCCGAUGGACCCCGAGGUCGUGGACCACCCCAAGGAUGGUGGCCCCGAAGAUGGCGGCCCCACUGCCUUCUCCUCCUCCGAUGAAGAAAAAGAGGAAGACGACCGCUUCCAGGACAUCGCCGGAUUCUUCUCCAAGCGUCGCUGGGCCCAGCUGGGACACUGGGAGAAACUCCGCUUCCGCAACCUCAAACGCAACUCCGAGGCCCUGCUCCAACUAGGCCUGGACGCCCCCCGGCCUCCUUUCACGCGCCGCCGCGCCGGGGUCACCGGAGGGGCCCGCCACGACAGUUCCGGGGAGUCCGACAAGGAGGGGGGCCCCCCGCCUGCAGGGAAAUCCAAACGGUCUCCGGCGGGAUCAGCCCGGGAUAAAGGUCACGGGCCCCAACCCCGGAAAACCAGGAGGAUGGGGUCACUGAGGCAUCCUUCCGCCCACUUCUCCCGUCCCUUGUCGGCCCGCUUCUCCUUUCCCGUCUCCCGCUUCUCCCAUUCCUCACCCACCUGUAGCAUCCUUCCGCCCACUUUUCCCGUCCCUUGUCGGCCCGCUUCUCCUUUCCCGUCUCCCGCUUCUCCCAUCCCUUCACCCGCCUCUCCCAUUCCUCACCCACUUGUUAGCAUCCUUCCGCCCACUUUUCCCGUCCCUUGUCGGCCCGCUUCUCCUUUCCCCUCUCCCGCUUCUCCCAUCCCUUCACCCGCCUCUCCCAUUCCUCACCCACUUGUUAGCAUCCUUCCGCCCACUUCUCCCGUCCCUUGUCGGCCCGCUUCUCCUUUCCCGUCUCCCGCUUCUCCCAUUCCUCACCCACAUGUUAGCAUCCUUCCGCCCACUUUUCCCGUCCCUUGUCGUCCCGCUUCUCCCUUUCCCGCCCCAUCUUUCCCGGUGUCGCCCGCAAAUUGGGGGCUGGGGGAUGGCCCACCCCCCUUCCCCUCUCCCCGGGCCGGGGGGCCGGGGGUGGACUUUUCCUCCCAGGAGCAGGACGAAGAGGAGGAGGAGGAGGAGGAGGAGGAGGCCCAGAGGACGCCCGGGUCCCCGGGACCUCCGACGGACGCCGAGAUCUCCGGGGUCAAGGGUCCCGCCAGAGGCAUCUGCGCCGCCGGACCCCCCAGGACAGAGCCCCGCCGGGGGUCCCUCGGGGCGUCCCGCUACAGCCUGCGGGAGCGCGCGCGGCCAGUGUACACGGAGAUCAGCGAGCCCCAGGACGACGACUACUUGUUCUGCGAGGAAUGCCAGGCGUUCUUCCUGGAGGAGUGCGCCGUGCACGGGGCUCCGGCCUUCCUGCGGGACGCGGCGGUGGCGCCGGGGACGGCGGGCCGGGCGGCGGGCACGGUGCCCCCCGGCCUGCGGGUCGGGCCCUCGGGCAUCCCCGGCGCCGGGCUGGGCGUGUGGACCGGGGCCCGGGCCCUGCCGCUCGGCCUCCACCUGGGCCCCUACGAGGGCCGCCUCACCCACGACCAAGAGGCCGCCGACAACGGCUACUCCUGGAUGGUCACCAGGGGCAGGAACCGCUGUGAGUACGUCGACGGCAAGGAGGAGUCUCUGGCCAACUGGAUGAGGUACGUCAACUGCGCCCGGAACGAGGAGGAGCAGAACCUGGUGGCCUUCCAGUACCGCGGGGGCAUCUACUACCGCACGUGCCGGCCGGUGCCGCCGGCCUGCGAGCUGCUCGUCUGGUACGGCGACGAGUACGGCCGCGAGCUGGGCAUCGAGCGGGCCGCCCCGCCUCGGGGGCGCUCACCAGUCUCCCCGCCAGGUACCCCGCCGCCUUAUCCGUGCCCCGACUGCCCGCUGGCCUUCUCCGGCCCCGACCUCCUCGCCCGCCACCGGAGCUGGCGCCACCGCCGCCGGGAAGCCCUCCGGGCCGAGCCGGGGACCGGGAGGCGUUGCCUCGGCGACCCGGGCAACCGGGAAGGAGGAGGAGGACGCGCCUGCGGGGAUUGCGGGAAAACCUUCCUCUACGCCUCGAAACUGAGCCGGCACCGGCGGAUCCACACCGGGGACCGGCCCUUCUCCUGCCCGGACUGCGGGAAAACCUUCCGGCAGCCGUCGGCGCUGGCCCGGCACGGGCGGAUCCACACCGGGGACCGGCCCUUCGCCUGCCCGGAAUGCGGGAAAACCUUCCGGCAGUCGUCGGCCUUGGCCGAGCACGGGCGCGUCCACACCGGGGAACGGCCCUUCGCCUGCGCGGAUUGCGGGAAAACCUUCCUUCUGUCGUCCCACUUGAGGAGGCACCACCGCAUCCACACCGGAGACCGGCCCUUCGCCUGCCCGGAUUGCGGGAAAACCUUCCGGCAGUCGUCGGCGCUGGCCCAACACCGGCGUCUACACGCCGGGGACCGGCCCCUCGCCUGCGCGGACUGCGGGAAAACCUUCCUCCUGCCGUCCUACUUGAGGAGACACCGCCGUAUCCACGCCGGGAACCGGCCCUCCGCGUGCCCGGACUGCGGGAAAACCUUCCGCCGGGCAUCCGCACUGACCCGGCACCGCCGUCGGAUGCACACGGCCCGGCCCGGGAAUCGGCGACGGAGGGAGACGGGAGACGGGGAGCCGGAGUUUGGGAAUUCCUCCCGCGAGGCCAGUUGAAUUAUUUGAUCAUGGAGACGCGGCGACCGGCCCGGCCCGUCCGACCGGAAGCCGCGUGGCCGGGCGCGGGAAUCGGUGAC
Messenger RNA from Tachyglossus aculeatus (Australian echidna), 2728 nucleotides. RefSeq names its product histone-lysine N-methyltransferase PRDM9-like. Gene Ontology annotation, molecular function: histone H3K4 methyltransferase activity; histone H3K36 methyltransferase activity; recombination hotspot binding. The record is from RefSeq and is a predicted model, not a curated record. Gene Ontology annotation, cellular component: nucleus. The coding region runs from base 78 to 2648 and encodes 856 amino acids. NCBI's taxonomy places the organism in Eukaryota, Metazoa, Chordata, Mammalia, Monotremata, Tachyglossidae. The transcript has 12 exons. Gene Ontology annotation, biological process: positive regulation of reciprocal meiotic recombination; regulation of DNA-templated transcription.